GAGCCUCCGCCCCGCCGGUAUGUUCACGGGAACUCCCCCCUAAGUUCCCCGGCUCUCUUCUCUCUGCUCAUUCUCUCCAUGAGCGUUCACACACGCAUACACACAAUCCCUCUCUGUCACACACACGGAGCCUCUGCGUGUUGAAGCAAACCUCCGUAUGCUUUCUCCGCUCUUCCCCGGCUACCCGAAAAGCGGCUGUUCGGUUUCGCAGUCUGCGUCGAGCCUUGUCGUGACAGAGUUUGGAAACGGCUGAAGGAGUUAAGGAGGGGAGACGAAGGUAAGCGAUGCGGUCAGAAUGAGCGCUUUCCCUUGUCCCUGUUCGGAAAACUUUACCGUGCGAUUACCGCCGUCCCCGCUGCAUUGUAGGGGUGGUGAUGGGGGGUCGCCUGUACCAUCAGCUGCGGGGUUUUUCAUAACUGGGGCGUGUUUAUUGGGGUAUUUGUCUUUGCGCGCGCGUAAUGGUGCGUGCAAAUUCGCACAAGUGCCCUUUCACUUCAGUGGAGGAUCCUCCAGUCGUGUGAAAGGAAGUUUGGAGAUUGGACGCGCAGAUUGUAGCGGAUCUUUGAACCUGCCCGCUGCAAACAGCACGGAAGCUGUGAGCGAAACCUUGCGGGAAAGCUGCUGAAGCGCUCAGGUGGUGUCCUCCUAUCCAAAACACAUGCUCAUCCUAACAAAUUGCUGACAGAACAAGACGGACGGGGUAAGGGAGUACGGGAAAGAGAGAUCUCCCAGACGCACACUCAUAAAGAGAAAGGGGCCAUUGGCCAUCUGUGGUCAGUCCCCUGCUAUUUUGCAGCUGCGUUGGAGUCAGCGAAUGGUCCUGAGCUCUGAUAGGAAAAAGAGUUUUUUCUCCAACGUUGCCCAGGGGAUGAGCCCAGGCUAGGGCAAUGUUAAAGCCUCGCUGGCCUUGGAUUAAGCCCCUUGGGCUAUUUUGUGUAGGGAUGGGUGAUACCCCAGCUGGAUCCUCUGCUGUCACUAUUCUCCACAGCUAUCAUUAGUGGCUAAUGAGCUGCUGCUAGAGAGGAAACGGGGAAGGUGCCUGCGGAGAGAGGUGAAACCUUACAGCUCUUAUUAAGAGGCCCACAGAGAAUUCUUUGCCUAUUUAAAGCUUUGACUAGCAUGACUUUGCCAUUUAUUAUUGUAGGCAUUUCUUUGUAUAUUUUGAUAGCCUUUUUUGUUACAGCAUAAAAAUGGCACCUAGAAGUUGAAAGACUUUUUUUUUUUUUUUUUUUUUUUUUCUUCCAGGAAGAUGAUUCAGUGUUUGGACAUAAAUUAUUUUUCUCAUGAAGCAGUUUCAAAAAUAUAUUUUUAUUCAGGAGGAAUUUUGGUAGAUUGUUUUUGUUUUACUCUUCCCGAUAAUUUUGACCUUCCUAUUCCCUGAAGAUCAUUGGUCACCAUGGCAGCAGCCUAUCGUGUUGUUGUGAGCAGCGUGAGCUGUUACAACAGUGUGGUAGUAGACCGACGCACUCACUCCCAUGCAGUACACUACUGCUCAGGGCCAUGUGGAGCACUGUCCCAGGGCUUGGACUGCACUGUUGCACACCGUGGCACCUGUUCUGAGCUCCUUGUUGCACCUGACCCUCAAUACAAUGACCUUAACAGCUCGCCCAUACACUCCCGCAACAUUAUUGCUCAGCAGCUUCCUAACCAUGCUAAAGUUUGUCUUGCCAUGGAUAGUACUCAUAAUGGGAGCCUAGAGAGGGCAGGCAGCAGUGGCAAUUUAUCUUUAGGAGAAGAGAGCCCAACAUGGCGUGGUAAGAAGACCUCUGGUGGUGGAGCAUCGACUGGGAGUAUGACCUCCUCUGGCAGUCUGAAGGAUAUUACCGAAGAAGCCAUCAACCUGGCCAGUGGUAAACUCAAGGAGUUUUCAUUUGAUAAGCUCCGCCUCUCAUCCUCCAGCCACAUCACCUUCCGGAAAGGCCGUAAAGUCCGUCCUGACUCUUUUAGCCGUCGCUCCACCGACCUGGAGAUUAUUUAUGGCCACUUCAGCUCCAACCUUACCACAAAUGCAACUACUAACGGUAUGACAAAUGGCACGGCUUCUUCUAAUGAUGAGAACCUGCCACCAUUUGUGCAAGGGAAAGGAACGGUGCUAGAGGAAACGAAGAUUAAGGGCAACCCAGGCACCAUGUCGUCCAUCACCAAAGUUGCUGGUGGCUCAACAAACAGCCUCACGAGUAUUGGGUCAUUAGACCAAAGUCUGAACACAGUGGCCUCCCUGUACCGCAACACCCUAGGAGAAGAGAACUUAAUUGCCCGUCUGCUGGAGAAGACGCGAGCGGAGGCAGCUACUGGCGGAGCAGGUGGCGAAGACAUACGUGCCUGCCUUGAUAUUCUGCUUAAAUGUUCUGAAGACCUUAAGAAAUGCACUGACAUAAUCAAACAGUGCAUCAAACACAAAGCUGGUGGAGGCCCAGAGGAUGGGGAAGCAAGCCCUGACAGUGUGUAUCGGGCUGUGAUGACUCGUCUCAGUUCCUAUCUUAAGAGAUUGCCUCUAGAGCUGGAAGGAAUCGGAGGUUUUGGAGGCUGUGGACAGGGUGCACCUGGAAGCGGGCACAGUGAUUUGGCUGAACUGGUUAACACUCUUCACUCCAUCCAGCAGGGACCUUAUUCGCCGAUAUUUGGCAAUGAACAACCUCCUCGCUAUGAAGAUGUGGUGCUCUCUCCUCCAAUCCCAAAGACUGUUCCACAUUCUGUUUCUGCUCCAUCCUCUGUCUCAUCUACUUCUUUAUCUCUAAAAUCAGAUUCCAUCCAUACCAAACCAGUUCAGAGCUCAGCCCAGCUUAGAGCUACCCCACUUACUAAUGGAGUUAUCCAACAUCCACAUACUUCUUCUUAUACACAACAUACUCUCUCUCCUCCAACCAUUAUAUCCUCUUCAUCCAGCUCCUCUCCAACACACUCCUCCUCCCCUCUUCGUAACUCCCCGACCCCAGCUUAUACACACACUCCCCCAGCAUCUCCCAUGGAGGCUCUUUAUAUUGAGGAGGAGGAAGCAGAUAUGGGAAAGACACCAGAACAAAUCUCACAGCAGACACACACUCCAUCUAGAGGGAUGAACAGCAGCCAGAGCAAAAGUGGGACUAUGAUGGGGCAACACAUGCACCUGUCCCAAACACACACGCUCUAUAACUCUUCAAAUAAUUUGCCAGUCAGCUCUGGCUAUGGCUCAAAUUGGCCUUCCUCUGCGUCACUAACAGUCUCUGCACCCAAAGCUGCUGCACACAGGAAUGAUGACAUUGACAAGCUGCUCAUGGACUUGGAGAAUCUCUCUCAAAGUAUGACUCAUCCCAGAAAGACAGAGCCUCCACUUCCAGCCAAAACCAGGAAGAGAGAUGGGAGCCAGGGGAUCACCUCCAGUGAGUCCUUCACUCAACCCAAAAUGGCUCUGUUCCAAGUCUCAAAGCCAGACAGCCACUUAACCAUGAACGGCAUUAGCUCCAGAACUCCCCAGAGUUUCACUCCUCCUAAAGAAGAGAGGAGUGAAAAUGUGGCAGGAGAGGAGGAGGAUGGGGCAUUGUUGCUGAGAAUCCUUGAGAGCAUUGAGAGUUUUGCCCAAGAACUGGUGGAUUCCGGAGCAGGGAGCACAGGGAGUGCUGAGAGGAACAGUGGAAAGGAGCGGGAGGUGAUGAGGCUCCUGCAGGAUACACUGGCCACCGCUGGCAGGGCUGAUACUCCUCUGGAGAGCACAAACCCACCAGCUGCUCCCACCGCUCCAACUGUACAUACAGAUGCAAUCUCAGAUACACUGAUAAAACACACCUUGGCAAAUACACCUGAAGUUUCACCUGCCCCAACACCUGCAGUAUCUGAUUCUGAAAGCAGUGCUUCAGCUGAACAAGCACCUAAAUCUACACCUGAAAGUGCUCCCCAACCUUUGCCUACACCUACACCUGACCCUCCAGUAGAGUCUGUGGAUAAAAUUCCAGAAGCGUCUACAGAUGAGGAUGACUCAAAACCAGUCUCUGCCCCGAUAUCCUCUGCACCUGCAAACUUGCAUUCCUCUACGCUUUCCGAUGAAACCAUACCUGUGGCCGCACCUGAAGCUCCAGCUCCUGUUGCUACGCCAACCACAGCAAGUGCUACCGUUGCUGUUGGUGAACAUACUGCUUUGAGAGAUGCUGGCUCAACCCUUCUUAUCCAGCAGACUCCAGAGGUCAUUAAAAUCCAGUCGAAACCAGAAAAGAAACCCGGAACGCCUCCUCCCGCUCCAGUUGCAACCACAGCCACACCAGCCCCCACGCCACGCUCACCCAGCCCUCCUCCAGCUCCGGUGAUAGUCACCCCUCCUCCUCCUGCCAUUAACAUUCCCAGGUUCUACUACCCUCGUGGGCUUCCUGCCCUGGGCCCGGCUGCCAACCACGAUGCAGAAAUUGCUGCCAUUGAGACAGUCUUCACCGAGUUUGAGGAGGAGAAGGCUGAUAUUUAUGAAAUGGGCAAGGUCGCGAAGGCAUGUGGGUGUCCACUUUACUGGAAAGCACCCAUGUUCUACGCAGCAGGUGGUGAGAGGACAGGCUUUGUGUCUGUUCACUCGUUCAUUGCAACUUGGAGGAAGUUGUUGCACAGUUGCCAUGACGAUGCCUCAAAGUUUGUUUACUUGCUGGCUAAACCUGGCUGUAACUACUUGGAGCAGGAAGACUUUAUUCCUCUACUGCAGGACAUUGUAGAUACACAUCCUGGGCUCACGUUUCUGAAGGAUGCACCUGAAUUCCAUUCACGCUACAUAACAACGGUGAUCCAGCGGAUAUACUAUGUAGUGAACCGGUCAUGGAAAGGUCGUAUCACAAUGAUGGAGCUACGCCGGAGUAAUUUCCUUCAAACUCUGGCCCUGCUGGAAGAAGAGGACGACAUCAACCAGAUCACUGACUACUUCUCCUACGAACACUUUUACGUCAUCUACUGCAAGUUUUGGGAGCUGGACACUGAUCAUGAUCUGUACAUUGACCCCAAAGAUCUGGGGAGAUACAACAACCACGCAUCCUCAAACAGAAUCAUUGAGAGAUUAUUUUCAGGGGCUGUUACUCGGGGUAACGCUGUGCAGAGAGAAGGCAGGAUGAGCUACGCUGAGUUUGUCUGGUUUCUGAUAUCUGAGGAAGACAAAAAAAAUCCCACCAGUAUAGAGUACUGGUUCCGCUGCAUGGACGUGGAUGGUGAUGGUGUCCUUUCCAUGUUUGAGUUGGAGUAUUUUUAUGAAGAACAGUGUGAGAGGAUGGAAAGAAUGGGCAUCGAGCCUCUACCCUUUCAGGAUUUGCUCUGCCAGAUGCUCGACCUGGUCAAACCUGAGAACCCAGGUAAGAUAACUCUGAGUGACUUGAAACGCUGCCGGAUGGCUCACAUAUUCUUUGACACUUUCUUCAACCUGGAGAAGUACCUGGACCAUGAACAGAGAGACCCAUUUGCUGUGCAAAAGGACAUUGAUAGUGAAGGUCCAGAACCAUCUGACUGGGAUAAAUAUGCCUCAGAGGAGUAUGAGAUACUAGUGGCAGAGGAGACUGCAAAUGAACAGCUGCACGAGGGGUCAUUUGAUGAUGACUAUGAAUCUGAGGAGCUUCAAGUUCCUGGAGAAAUUGGGAAAAUGGAAAAACUGGUCAUAUCAGACCUGUCUGCAUAAAACUUGGAAUUCUUGGGCUUCUCUUUCUGGUAAACAGAAAGCAGCAAGGUGAUGGAGAGCCACUCUGGAUAUAUGCAUCCAUACAUGGAUCGAAAGACAGACAGAGAAAGGAAUUCUGGCUCCUGUCUCAUGAUUUCUCUGUGGAGUUAUUGUAUUGUAUGUGUGUGUGAGUAUGGCCAUAAACCAGUAUUGUUCUGGUGUCUGGUGCAAUAAUGCAUCUGUAUUCACACAAAAAAGAAUGUCCCUGCCUCCAGCUUUUUGCUCCACAGAAGCCAAAGACAGAAGUUUGGUAAGCUCAAGAAGGACUCAAAGAAAAACACUUAACUGUAAAAUAAUGUAAUUAUUGUGAAUUCUCUACUGACAAUCCUGCCAAAGGACAAUCUUUUUAAGAAUUUUGCUAAGCUCAAGUUAGACUGACGGGAAGCCUGCCAUGCACACAAGUAGGCAUCUAGUGGGAGAAACUGGCAGGUAGAAAAAAUAAUGACAAUGAAUAGACACUGCCAUUGAAGAGCAACAGUCCACUGCUUAAAAGUAUGACACACACUGCCUUGAGAAACCUGCUGUGUGAGCAUCUUGUCACCAUGUUUCUCGUAAAGGAAGCUGUUAGUCCCUUUAAUUAGAGGUCAUAGAACAGCUUGAGCGGUUAUAUCAGCACCUCCACUUAGUGGCCAGUAUGUGGUACUGCAUGCCAUCCGUGGCCUGCACAGUGCUUGAUGGCUGGCUGUCAUUUCUGUGAAGGAGUUUAGUUGCCUGAACUGUUCUUUAUUGUUGCAGCACUAUCAGCGCUCCACCUCUGGACGCUCUCCGGAGUCAUGGACAGUUAUUUUCAAGCUCUACAAUUUCAAUGUAUUAAUUCUCAAUCAGAUAAUGGUGAAAGAUAUGGGAUAUGCACAUCAAGUGAUGCACAAUGCCAGUCAUAUCAAACUCUCCGGUAGAGUUGCCCAAACAUUUCCACCAGUAACAUUUGUAAUGAAACAAUAGAUGUGCCUACGAUUUGUAAGUUGUUCCUGCCAGUCUCAUGCAACAUCUCACUGUAUGUUUUCCCACAUCCUUCUUUUCUUUUCUUUUCUUUUCUUUUCUUUUCUUUUCUUUUCUUUUCUUUUCUUUGUUAAACCUUUAUUUUUUUAUGGAAUUUUCAAUUUGACAAGCAGAAGUGUAGAACAAAAACAUUGGGCUUGAGUAAGCUCAGCGCACAUCCAAGACAGACGCACCGAUACAGUACAUUACACAGAAAGCUGAGCUUUAUUGUUUUAAGUUAAAAAGAGAGAACUGGGAAAAGUCAUUCUGUCUUUUCAUCAUCAGAGUUAUCUUCUCCGUUUAUUCUCUCACAUCCUUUUUUGAAUUUGUGCACUGCCUUCUAAUUCAUGUGAACUGUUACUGUCGUUUAGUCUCUGCAAAAGUAUCCCCUUUUUACAUACCUGUUUACAUCUCAUCACUAUUGAUCAUUUGUUUAUCAGCGUUUCUGAAGUCCACUCUACCUGUAACACACAAAAACACACCACUAAAGAUGCCUUUUAAUAAAUAGGUUGCCUAAAGCAAAUUUUAAACUCACAUAUGUAGUGGUAUCAUGCCGGCAAACCAUUACGUAGAUACGUUUGAGAUUUCAAACAGCACUUCACUACAGUGUUUGUGGCUUUUAGAAAAAAUGAUUCUCUGAACACGUGUCCCUGUUAUUCAAACAACAGAAGACAUGCUGAAGAGUUUCCAGUAGAACUCUCUGUAGUGUACAUUGUCCUGACACUACAGUUUGUGCUUUAUAGAGACUAAGAUGCAUAGAUGUGUCACUGCUCAAUUGCUGUAUAGAUUCUGUACUGAUAUGAAGCCUUUUUUUUUUUUUU
Messenger RNA from Haplochromis burtoni (Burton's mouthbrooder), 7449 nucleotides. RefSeq names its product protein phosphatase 2, regulatory subunit B'', alpha (gene ppp2r3a). Gene Ontology annotation, cellular component: protein phosphatase type 2A complex. Gene Ontology annotation, biological process: protein dephosphorylation. NCBI's taxonomy places the organism in Eukaryota, Metazoa, Chordata, Actinopteri, Cichliformes, Cichlidae. The transcript is spliced from 13 exons. Gene Ontology annotation, molecular function: protein phosphatase regulator activity; calcium ion binding. The coding region runs from base 1397 to 5611 and encodes 1404 amino acids. The record is from RefSeq and is a predicted model, not a curated record.